UACCUGUUUCCAUUCUAUGUUACUCUUUUCACCUGUGACUGGGAGACUCGUGGAAACGUGGUCUGGUUAGGAUCGACAUUUGAUGCGCGUGAAAUAAUAGGAAGGAUAAGAAAUGUCGUUAUCAACGGCACGACCUCUUAUUACGGUGUACACUGACAAGAAUGAAGCGUCAGGUGAUACAAUCUCCCUGCCAUCUGUUUUCAAGGCACCGAUUCGUCCCGACAUCGUGAAUGUCGUCCACCAGUUGAUCUCUACAAACAGCAGACAACCAUACUGCGUUUCUAAAGAGGCUGGUCAUCAAACCUCUGCAGAAUCAUGGGGUACUGGGCGUGCUGUGGCCCGCAUACCUCGUGUACGUGGUGGCGGUACCCACCGUUCCGGUCAAGGUGCCUUUGGCAACAUGUGCCGAGGUGGCCGCAUGUUUGCGCCUACCAAGCCAUGGCGACGCUGGCAUCAUCGUGUCAAUGUAAAUCAGAAACGUUAUGCUCUCGUUUCUGCCAUUGCUGCCUCUGGUGUCCCUGCACUUGUGCAGUCUAAAGGGCACAUAAUCCAGGAAGUCCCGGAAUUUCCGCUGGUCGUUACUGAUAAAAUUCAAGAAUAUACGAAAACCAAGCAGGCCGUCAUCUUUUUAAGACGUAUUAAGGCUUGGAAUGAUAUCCAAAAGGUCUACAAGUCUCAACGUUUUCGUGCUGGUAAAGGUAAAAUGCGUAAUCGCCGACGCAUUCAGCGACGUGGACCUCUGAUUGUAUAUGGCCAAGAUCAGGGUAUCCGUAAAGCAUUCCGCAACAUCCCUGGCGUCUCCCUGAUGAACAUCAACAAAAUGAAUUUGCUGAAAUUAGCACCUGGCGGUCACGUCGGACGCUUUGUAAUCUGGACAAAGUCCGCUUUCGACAAAUUGGACGCUCUUUAUGGAACCUGGCGUAAGGAAUCACAGCUUAAAAAAGGAUAUAACUUGCCAUUUCCUAAAAUGGCUAACACGGAUUUGUCCAGACUUCUAAAGUCUGAGGAAAUCCGCAAAGUUUUGAGAGCUCCUAGAAAGAAGGUGGUGCGUAGAGUGAAGAAACUGAACCCGUUGACCAAUACUCGGGCUAUGUUGCGUCUCAAUCCAUAUGCCGCGGUCCUAAAACGUGCCGCUAUCCUAACUGCGGAGAAACGCAAACGCGAAAGGGAACUUCUUGUCGCCGAGAAGCGAGGCAUAAAAUUGUCAAAAAGAUCCAAAACAUCCAAGACAAUUUCGCUUUUGGAAAGGAGGAAAAAGCAACUGGCUGAAUACAAGAAGACAAUGAAGAAGGCUCCGAAAACUAAAACUGAGAAAACUGAGAAAAUUGAAAAACCUGAGAAAGAUACUACGAAAGUUGCUGCUGCUGCCAAGCAACCAGCUAAAAAGUAAAACAACAAGUGAAUAAUAUUAACACUGUUGUUAACUUAUAAUUUUUAUCUCUGUCUUCAAAUAAAAGACGAAGAUUUAUAACUA
Monomorium pharaonis (pharaoh ant) is the source of this 1474-nucleotide messenger RNA. RefSeq names its product 60S ribosomal protein L4 (gene RpL4). The transcript has 8 exons. Gene Ontology annotation, cellular component: ribosome; cytosolic large ribosomal subunit. Lineage: Eukaryota; Metazoa; Arthropoda; Insecta; Hymenoptera; Formicidae. The record is from RefSeq and is a predicted model, not a curated record. Bases 113 to 1390 code for a protein of 425 amino acids. Gene Ontology annotation, biological process: translation. Gene Ontology annotation, molecular function: RNA binding; structural constituent of ribosome.